This is a messenger RNA of Camelina sativa (false flax), 1398 nucleotides long. RefSeq lists its product as uncharacterized. The record is from RefSeq and is a predicted model, not a curated record. NCBI's taxonomy places the organism in Eukaryota, Viridiplantae, Streptophyta, Magnoliopsida, Brassicales, Brassicaceae.
UUUUUGACUUUUACGUUUGUUUCGUCUUCCCCACAACUGUACGGAAGCAAAAAAAGAAAAGAAAAAAGAGAGCAAUAUAUGGAGUUUGCUUUAGCCAGUUCGAGUUUCCUGGGUACUCAAGUGGUUCCGGGGACUCUGUUUCGCAGACGAGCUCGAGUCGUGCCUCUCAGAGUCACUGCGAGUGGAAGAAGUUACAAUCGCAGCAGAAACGAUAAGGUUUACACGAGGCUUGACUCUUGUCUGGUCAUCCCUCCUCCUCCUAGAUUCAAGAAACCGCGUGCCAUUGUUAAAUUCUUGGGAGGUGCUUUCGUCGGAGCUGUACCUGAACUCACCUAUAGUUACCUCAAGGAGCUACUGGCAAAGGAAGGGUAUUUAAUAGUAUCAGUGCCGUACAAUGUUACAUUUGAUCAUGAACAAGCUGCUAAGCAGGUUUAUGAAAGGUUCAAUUCCUGCUUGGACACGAUUGUCUCAUCUGGAGUUCCAACUUCAAACUUGAAUCCUCAAGAUCUAGCUGACCUUCCUGUUUUCUCAGUUGGUCACAGUAAUGGUGCACUGCUACAAGUUUUGACCGGAAGUUAUUUUGCUGAGAAGAUACCAAAGGUUAAUGCCAUCAUUUCAUUCAACAAUAAAUCAGCGACAGAGGCCGUUCCAUAUUUUGAGCAGCUUGGUCCUCUCAUCCAGCAGAUGAUGCCAGUCGUGGAAGCUUCUCCAGUAUAUGAAAUGGCUCGAAAUGCUUCAGGUGAUGUGCUGAAACUUUUACUUGACACAGCUGGGACAACGUUUCUAAAUAACGAUCAAGAAGCUCUGAAGUCAUUUACUAAUUUGGUGGAUCAGUUGCCCUCAGUAUUUGGUGAGGUUGGACAAGGGGUGUCUGAAUUUCGACCGUCACCACUUGAGAAUCGCAAUUGUUUCAAGUGCUCCUACAAUGUUCCUCACACUUUACUGGUACAAUUCAACUCGGAUGCAAUCGAUGAGACUGAUUUGCUUGAAGAAACCCUUAGGCCUCGGAUAGAAUAUAUUGGUGGUACACUUGAAAAGGUCCGGCUGAAUGGAAACCAUCUCACACCUUGCGUACAGGACCCAAAAUGGCAGAUUGGGUCUCUCUACACACCUGCAGAUGCUGUGGCUCAGGCGCUAAAGACCAUUCCUCUUAGCGAAACUCGAGUUCUUUCGAAAACUAUCGUCGACUGGUUUAGACAGUUUGAGAAUUGAGCUGUCUCAUGUAUUGUUGAAGCAAUGUAAGGAUGGGAUAUAUGUUGACGAACAAGACUAGCCCUAAUCAUUCUCUGAACCAAAAAAAAAUUGGUACAAUAUGUAUACAUGUGGGAAAAUAAAUACAUUGGCGACAAUUGUUUUCAUUGUUACUCACCUUCAAUGCAAAAUAUAGGGUUCAGGGGG